GGGAGCACCACCAGGAACUGCUGGUUGCCAAGGAAUGCUUCAGGGCCAACGGCAUCACCGGCCGGCGCCUCAUCCACGUGAACUGCUCCAGCCUGCCCGCCAUGGGCGUCACGGACUUCGGCCACAUGCAGGAAAUUUCACGACACGUGCGAGAGUUGCUGGGGAUUGAGGAGCCUCUCUUCAGCAGAUCCAUUGCCCUCCCGUACAGAGACAGUAUGGGUCUCUUCCUAGAGAGAAAGGCACCAACAGGAGAGAAAGCAGAUGCCCUCACUUUUUCACAGUUUAUCCAAAAAGCAGGACUGGAGCCCUAUACUACUGUUCCUUCUUUUCAAGGAUCCCAGACCAUGGUGGGAGUGGUUACUCUCCCUGCAUCACAGGACAUGCAGAGACAGAAUUAGAGACUCAUGCUGCACUUUUGCCUUCAUAAGAAGCUCAACAGCCACAGACUGUACCCUUAUUACCUUGCAGAUUGUUCAAGGAUGUACUAUUCCACCUUUUCACAAUUACAGAAAAUUGUGCACUGCACUGCCACUGCAACUCUUAGACAUUUUAUUACAUCAAACCCAUUCUCACAUUGUCUCUUUUCUGCAAUUCUUCAUUUGCUUACAGAAACUAAGUGAAGUGGAGGUUGUAGAUCACACUCUACCAUUGUCUGUCUUUCACUUCUGUGUCACAGUUGAUUAAAAAAGACCUAAAAACAAUCAUUGACAUAUUUUAGGCACAAGUGAUUGAUAAGAACUUCCCAGAUGCUCAAGUGAAUAGAUUUCUCCUAGGCUUCAGUAUCUACAGACUGGGCUUGCUCUAAUACCAGAUGUAAAAUAAAUUGCAUAUACAAUAACUGGUAUACAGGUGUGGCAACAGCUGCUGUCAGCAAUCAUAAU
Pseudopodoces humilis (Tibetan ground-tit) is the source of this 881-nucleotide messenger RNA. NCBI's taxonomy places the organism in Eukaryota, Metazoa, Chordata, Aves, Passeriformes, Paridae. The record is from RefSeq and is a predicted model, not a curated record.